Cariama cristata (Red-legged seriema) is the source of this 1638-nucleotide messenger RNA. RefSeq names its product putative Dol-P-Glc:Glc(2)Man(9)GlcNAc(2)-PP-Dol alpha-1,2-glucosyltransferase. Gene Ontology annotation, biological process: dolichol-linked oligosaccharide biosynthetic process; protein N-linked glycosylation. The transcript has 2 exons. Lineage: Eukaryota; Metazoa; Chordata; Aves; Cariamiformes; Cariamidae. Gene Ontology annotation, cellular component: endoplasmic reticulum. Gene Ontology annotation, molecular function: dolichyl pyrophosphate Glc2Man9GlcNAc2 alpha-1,2-glucosyltransferase activity. The record is from RefSeq and is a predicted model, not a curated record. The annotation marks the transcript as partial.
CAGCUCUGUAACGCUGUUUCUCUUUGCACUUUCCAGUGGGACCCCAUGAUCACCACGCUGCCCGGCUUGUACCUGGUCUCGGUGGGAGCAGUGAAGCCUGCGGCGUGGCUCUUCGGGUGGACGGGAAGCAUGGUGUGCUCUGCGGCAAUGCUCAGGUUUAUUAACCUUCUUUUCAGUGCUGGGAACUUCUAUUUACUGUAUUUACUUCUGUCCAAGAUCCAUCAGAAGAAUAAGGCUGUGUCUGGUUUCCAGAGAAUCUUGUCUACAUUAACUCUUGCAAUGUUUCCCACCCUUUAUUUUUUUACAUUCCUUUAUUAUACAGACCCAGGAUCAGUAUUUUUCACUCUAUUUGCCUACUUAAUGUGCCUUUAUGGUAACCAUAAAACUUCAGCUCUUCUUGGAUUUUGUGGCUUCAUGUUUCGUCAGACCAAUAUUGUGUGGACGGUUUUUUGUGCUGGAAAUGUUGUUGCAGAGAAGCUAAAUGAAGCCUGGAAGACAGAGUUACAGAAAAAGAAAGAUGAAAAGAUUUCUUCCAGGAAAGGAUCAUUUUCAGAUUUGAUCAGAAUAUUGCAGUUUCUUAUUGAAUAUGUCAUGUCACCUAAAAACUUAGUUUCACUUACUGCUUUAACUUGGCCGUACAUCAUAUUAGUAACUGUGUUCUUUGUUUUCAUCUUCAUCAAUGGGGGAAUAGUUGUUGGUGACAGAAGUAGCCAUGAAGCCUGUUUGCACUUUCCUCAGCUGUUCUAUUUUCUGUCCUUUACUGUCUUUUUUUCAUUCCCUCAUUUAUUGACCCCUACUAAAAUCAAAAAAAAAUCAUUACAAAAGCACCCUGUGCAGUACAGCUUAAUUGCUGUCAUCUCUUUAUUCCUGAUCUGGAAAUUUACAUAUGUUCAUAAGUAUUUACUAGGAGACAACAGACAUUACACAUUCUAUGUCUGGAGAAAAGUCUUCCAAAGACACGAGCUUGUAAAAUAUGCAUUAGUUCCAGUCUACAUAUUUGCUGGCUGGAGUUUUGCUGAUACACUAAAAUCAAAAUCGAUCUUCUGGAUCUUAAUGUAUUUUAUAUGUUUAUUAGCAGUCACAGUUCCUCAAAAAUUGCUAGAAUUUCGUUACUUUAUUUUGCCAUUCUUAAUAUAUAGGCUCAAUAUUCCAUUUCUGUCUUUAUAUAGACAACUUUUGGAGCUGGCUUUUUAUAUUGUUGUGAAUGCUGUAACUUUUUAUCUUUUUCUAAACAGAACAUUCCAAUGGCCAAAUAGUGAUGAAAUCCAGAGGUUUAUGUGGUGACUUUUUUUUUGUUGGUUUUUUUUGGUACUUUCAUACCCUUAGGAAAACCCAGUUCUGUUUCAGGACUGUGGACUCUGGCUGAAGCAAUGUUUUGCAUUAUGUAAGGACUUUUUUCCCCAGUUGGAAUUGGGGAAGUAAGCUGUUGCUUAUUUCUUGGAACUGAACAUGUGAUCUGAUUUGUUGUAAUGUGAAGAUACUCCAUAUAUUGAAUUUAUGAGCUCCUGGAAUUAACAAAUUCAAUAUGAGGGGAAAUUUGAGAACACCUUUCUGUAAUUAAUGUGAAAUAAGAGAGAUGUUUACAGUCAUUUUUCAUUAUAAUAAAAUAUUAUAUAAUAUGCCCUUGAAGGUAUGACA